Messenger RNA from Alosa sapidissima (American shad), 1352 nucleotides. RefSeq lists its product as uncharacterized. Bases 103 to 630 code for a protein of 175 amino acids. The transcript is spliced from 2 exons. The record is from RefSeq and is a predicted model, not a curated record. Lineage: Eukaryota; Metazoa; Chordata; Actinopteri; Clupeiformes; Clupeidae.
UUCGACGUCAUUUAAUGGUAAACGCGCCACAGGCACUGCAUCUCGUAACGAUAGCUGUGCAGGUGCAAAUUGAAGUUGAGUAGGCUUCUGUGAUCUGCACAUAUGACGAAAAGGAGGGCAGAGGGAGCAAUUGACCAUGAUUCGCCUCAUAAAAGACUGUGCUUCCAGUCCCUAUACAACAACGACAUAGCGUUGCCCGCUUUACGAGUUGUCCAUGACGCAGACGCACCGUCGUUGCUAUCUUUUUUAAGUAGCCAUUGCAGAAAGCGAAAUUUUUUCGAUGACAGAGAAACCCAAGAGUCGUCUCGACCGCGAAAGAGGUCGUUUAAAAACAAGAUGAGCUGGACAGCCUUGGCUGAUAAUGAGAACAAUUCUGGAAGGUUCCAGGAGGCAUGCGCGCAAUCUGUGCCACAGCAGGUUGCUUCAAAGAAACGACCACGCGAGGAGCCCCACCUGCAAGGAUCAGAACACGUUCGAAAUGUGACAGAAAAAGCAGAUGGAGACUUGAGUACUUUCAACACAUUCCUAUUCUGGAGACCCCCUCUGCCAGAGCUUGACAUGUCAUUGUUGCAGAGCGCAGAGCCCACAGCAGCACGAUACAGCAGAGACAGCGAAUCCAUGGAGACAUGAAGAAAAAACUAUGUCAUGGGGAAGGAUGGGAGAAGAGGAUGGUGAAGUUCUGUACAGUCCAAAACAAAGAUUUUAGAGCGGAGCUCUAACGUUAGCUUUAACUCUGACUUUAGACGCGUAGCGCUGUAGAUCUAGAAUCUUUGGUUCAGACCAUGAGUGCAUUUGAGCCGGAGGACUAAGUUGUGCACUCAAACAGUGUCUUUCUGAACAGUAUACUCCCCUAGAAGACUAGGACAUCUGCAGUGUACAAACAGAUUAAAUAGACCUAAAUAAAUGACCAAACAAUAAUCACUCACUGCAUCCCCUGAAACUUAAUAUUCAGCUUAAUGGGAGUUUUAUAUCAACAUUUCUUUGAGAUACAUUGAUAGCAGUUUUACAUGACUCCGAGAACUAGAUUUUUUUGGAGUGUGAAUAUUGAUGAGCUCAGUGUUAUGGGUUUGUAAUGGCCAUCGAAAUAUCAUUACUACUUUGUUUGCUCUAAUGCUUUGCCUUGAUUGAAUCGAACCAAUUUGCAAGGCGGAGUAGGAAUGUCUAGGCCUACCUAAUAAAAAUCCUGUGUUGUCUUCACAUAAAAGUACAUAAAUGUUUUAUUUUGUACCUUUUCAGUUUUCAGAUGUUUUGCAUUAUGUUAGUGGAAAUUGAUCAGUGUAAGAGACCUGAACUGCCACUGCCAUACUGUACUGUAAUUGCUUUUUGGCAAUUAAAUGUUUGUUUUCCCUAUA